AAGGUGUUUGACUCAAUCAGUUCCAGCAAAUUUUAAAUAUAUUUCAUGUAAAAACAUGAUCUCUCAGCAGCGGUGAUAACAGAUCUUCUUUGCCCCCCUGGGAACCGGAGCUGCGGUGGGAAGCUCCAUCACAGGGUUAAAGGUACAGCCGCGUGCGUCAGCUGAGACGUCGAGUGACGUCACGCGCUCGCGUUGAGGAGGAAGAGGAGGCUGGUCCUCGAGCCGCUGCAGCUCUCGAUCGUUUCACAUCUCCGAUCAUGUGCCUCGGGCGGACUCCGGCUCCUCCGCAGGAAGCCGCUCCACAGCCGCGCUGACAGCUCGUAUCCUUCCGCCUCUCCUCCAGCGGACCCCCCGCGUCGGUGGAAGGCCCCCGGCGGGACUCGGGAGCGAGUCAUGGAGGCCCCGGCGGAGCGGAUGGAGGACCCCUCUCUGUCGGACGAGCUCGCGCCGGCGCCCACACUGAGCCCGGCCGUGCCCCCCUACGUCACCCUGAGCCUGACGGUGGUCUACACCGUCUUCUACUCGCUCCUCUUCAGCUUCGUCUACGUGCAGCUGUGGCUCGUGCUGCGGUACCGACACAAGCGGCUGAGCUACCAGACCGUGUUCCUGUUCCUGUGCCUGCUGUGGUCGGCGCUGCGCACCGUCCUCUUCUCCUUCUACUUCCGGAACUUUGUGACGGCGAACACCCUGGGACCCUUCCCCUUCUGGCUGCUCUACUGCUGCCCGGUCUGCCUGCAGUUCUUCACGCUCUGCCUCAUGAACCUGUACUUCGCUCAGGUCGUGUUUAAGGCCAAGUCCAAGUACGCUCCGGAGCUGCAGAGGUUCAGGCUGCCGCUGUACCUCCUCUUCCUCUUCAUCAGCCUGGUGUUCUUAGUGGUGAACUUGGCGUGCGCCCUGCUGGUGAGGAUGUCCUCGGCUGAGGCGCGCACCGUCGUGCUCGUGAGAGUCGCCAUCAACGACACGCUGUUCGUCCUGUGCGCCGUCUCGCUCUCUUUGUGUCUUUACAAGAUCGCCAAGAUGUCGCUGGCGAACAUUUACCUGGAGUCCAAGGGAACCUCGGUGUGCCAGGUGACCGUUAUCGGCGCCAUCGUCAUCCUCCUSUACGCCUCCAGGGCCUGCUACAACCUGGUGGUCCUGGGACUCUCCAACAAGACCAUCAACUCCUUCGACUACGACUGGUACAACGUGUCGGACCAGGCAGAUUUACAGUCGACUCUCGGAGACGCCGGUUACGUCGUCUUUGGGGUGGUGCUGUUCGUGUGGGAGCUACUGCCCACCUCUCUGGUCGUUUACUUCUUCAGGGUGCGGAAGCCCAACCUGGACCGGAGCGGCUCUGGGCUUCCUGGUCACGUCUUCUCCUCUCGAGCUUAUUUCUUUGACAACCCGCGGCGCUACGACAGCGACGACGAUUUGGCGUGGAGCGUCAUGCCUCAGAACAUACAGGCCAGUCUGGCUGCUGACAGUUACGAGUGGGGGAGCCAAAACAGCGGCAUCGGCGCCUACAUCGGAGACGGUUACAGCUUCCCCCCUCCCUCAGAAGAGCUCGGCCAUUACUGAGCCUCCCGCCGAGCCGUGGGUUCACUUCGGUCUGUAGGUUUUCCUGCGCUCAGAUCGUCUCCUGUGGAUUUCAUUUGAUCUGUAUAUUUUUGCACAUUUCAUCACUGACCCGAGGCACAACUUCUUUAGGUUUCCUGUUACAUUUAGAGAAAAAACAAACUUUUUAAUUUUUACCCAGCGAUGGGACAUUUUUGCACACUUCAUGUUUUCUGUGUAAAUAACCUGCUCUUAGAGUUUAUGUUGAAUCCGUGUAAUAUAUUGUACUGUAAUACUACUUUAAGUACUGUGUUUAUUUUCAUACAUGUGUAAAAAGAUGUUUUAAUUCAUAUUAAAUUGUAAAACUAUUAAAAAAAAUCAUUUUUAACACCCUUUUUGUCAUCAGCUUUAUGUUCACURAUUAAAAAAAAUGAAAGGCAAUACAAUGUAAUCUCAAGACUAUCAAGGCAUUCUGGUUGGUCUGUUAUUUCAAUGUUUU
Molecule: messenger RNA, 2032 nt
Organism: Austrofundulus limnaeus
Lineage: Eukaryota; Metazoa; Chordata; Actinopteri; Cyprinodontiformes; Rivulidae
Gene: gpr137ba
Product: G protein-coupled receptor 137Ba
Exons: 7
Coding region: 394-1557 (387 amino acids)
Biological process (GO): regulation of autophagy; negative regulation of bone resorption; positive regulation of TORC1 signaling
Cellular component (GO): lysosomal membrane
Source: RefSeq, a predicted model, not a curated record